AUGGCCUCAUUUAAUCUCCCCCCAGAGCUACUGGCGAUCAUCACGUCCCUGUUGGACAUGGAAACCCUCAAGGCCCUGAGGCUAACAAACCACAGGCUAUGCGCUUUCGCAACAAAGAAUCUGUUCUCCACGGUCUCACUGUACACCGAUGAUAAAAGCUGUGAGGCUUUCCAGUCCAUCACAGCACAUCCGCAGCUGAAAGAACUCGUGCGCAAACUUCGCCUCAAUACUAUCGAGGUCGACUAUGAUUCCGAUGGAGACCACGAUGAACAUAAGCCACCUUUUAAAUGGAAGGAGCUUCUACCUAUGCUUCCAAAAAUUCCGAAUCUCGAAAGUGUCGUGCUACGCUUCGACAAAAACUGCACGAUAAGCGACUAUCAUCAUACGGCACCCCAGUCAUACCGUUACCGAGAAACCAUCAUAGAAUGGCUGGGUACGGGGCUGGUGUCUUUAAAGCGACCAUUGAAAGAACUAGGGAUUCAGAAUCAACAGAACGUGACACCAUUGAGCACAGAUUUCCAGCGAGCACUAAGAACGAUGAGCUCCCUAAGACUGAAUGUUGCGCAUGAAUGCAAACCUACGCUUCCUGUAGACGAAAUUGAGAAAGAGGAAGUGCAUGAAUUCUACGCAGAUAUACUGCCAUCAGUCUGGCUGAAUCCCACGAUGGGAUCCCUCCGGAAGCUGUCUCUAUACUCCAACUUUUACUGGGGAUUUUACCCCAAACUCAGCCUCGAAGGGAUUCACUGUCCAAAUUUGCAGUCGCUCACUCUGGGACACUUCUCCUUUUUUGAAGACCAGCAGGUCGAUUGGAUUCUGUCGCACUCGUCAACACUUCAAGAACUUUACCUCGACGAUUGUUCUAUCUUAUUCCGAGCGAGAAUACAGGACAGCAAAUACAAGCUUGACAACUGCCCGAUACCGACAUCUAAAAUGGAGUUCCAAGCCGGUGAUGUCAGGGGCGAGGCCUCGCUCUACCACAGGGGCGACGCCUGGCUCUACCAUUAUCCACGCCGAUGGAAUGACUAUUUUGUCUCAUUUGAGACAGGCCUUCCACACCUUCGUCGUUUUGUAAUUGGUCACAAUGGAGCAUGGAGUCCAAAGACUGAGCUGGCUUUUGAGAAGGAACUGGAACUUGUGCCGGCAUUGAUGCAUGACCGGUAA
Penicillium samsonianum is the source of this 1161-nucleotide messenger RNA. RefSeq lists its product as uncharacterized. The coding region runs from base 1 to 1161 and encodes 386 amino acids. The transcript is spliced from 3 exons. Lineage: Eukaryota; Fungi; Ascomycota; Eurotiomycetes; Eurotiales; Aspergillaceae. The record is from RefSeq and is a predicted model, not a curated record.